AAGAGGUGCCUGGCUCUUCCAUUCAGGUGUUCAGGUGCUGAAGGGCUGGAAGUUUCCCUGCGCUUUUCCCAGCCUUCUUGAGAAGAAGUGGUUGAAGGUGGCCGUGGGACACUGUGGUCAGACCCCCACCAGGCUGGUGGUGCCUCGCUGCGCCGUGCCAGCCACCAUGGAGACGCUGUCCCAGGACUCCCUGCUGGAGUGCCAGAUUUGCUUCAACUACUACAGCCCGCGUAGGCGGCCCAAGCUGCUGGACUGCAAGCACACGUGCUGCUCGGUGUGCCUGCAGCAGAUGAGGACCAGCCAGAAGGACCUGCGGUGUCCCUGGUGCCGCGGCAUCACUAAGCUGCCGCCGGGCUACUCCGUGUCACAGCUGCCCGAUGACCCCGAGGUGAUCGCCGUCAUCGCCAUCCCCCACACCUCUGAGCACACCCCUGUCUUCAUCAAACUCCCCAGCAAUGGGUGCUACAUGCUACCCCUGCCCCUCUCCAAGGAGAGGGCUAUGCUGCCGGGAGACGUCGGCUGUCGCCUCCUGCCCGGCAGCCAGCAGAAGUCCCUGGCGGUGGUGACGAUCCCAGCCGAGCAGCAGCCGCUGCAGGGUGGCCUUCCUGCUGAGGCAGGUGCGGAGGAGCCUGAUCGCAGAGGCGUGGUGAAAAGCUCCACCUGGUCGGGGGUUUGCACUGUGAUCCUGGUGGCCUGCGUCUUGGUCUUUCUCCUGGGCAUCGUCCUCCACAACAUGUCAUGCAUUUCCAAGCGCUUCACGGUGAUCUCAUGCGGUUGAGGGGUGUGGGGCUGCCCCGGGGUUGCUCACCCAGGGGUUGGGUUGGUGGUGGUGGUGGUAUCGAGUGAGACAAUUCGCCGAAACUUUGGCCGAUGACUGCAGGACAUUUUGUUCCCAGAUGGUGGUGCGCCAGCCUGGCCACAGCCCUCGGCACCAGUGGAAAAACCUAUAUCCAGUGUCUGAUGGUAACGGCAAUGAGAAGGACUGCAUGCGUCACACCAUAAUCAUUUAUCAAAGGGACUGUAAUUUAUGGCAGUUUUUAUUGUGUUAUGAGAUUAAAGACAUCUGUGUAGCUGGUUGUACUGUAAAGUAUGCAGUAUGAGCUCUUCUUUAACUGCGGUAGCUCAAAAUCAGAACUGCUCCAUGUAGAAUUGAAGGAGAACUGGCCUGUGACUCAGUGAAAAGUGUUCGAUACCAACCCACACGUGUUAUUUUUUAACUGGGGGGGAAGGGGGAGACUUGUAAAACAGAAAUCAUUUAGUUGGUAAGACAUUUUCUAUGUUUUAAGCUGCACAUUAAUUAAACUAAGUUAGAAGGUUGUACAAUAGUUUUUAAAAGGAAACAUUUUACAAGCAAUCUUUUGGUUCUGUGGUGUGUGGUUUUUUGCUUCUAUGUCUGAUUUUUCCCCACUGUUUUCGGCUAUGGGGAAGUGACGCUUCCAGAAUCUUCUAUUUGAAGGAAGUUCUGAGCAGGGAAGCAAAGUGAGCCUAGGAGGAAUACUUAACAAUGCAGCCAAACAUUUCUGCCUAACCUACUUCACAUGAAGAAUGGCUCUGAAUGGUGAACAUUAGUCAUACUGUUUUACCUCUGAUCUGGCAAGUGGGUUUCCUGCAGACCUGGCCUUCAUGGCCAUUAGUGAAGAAGUGGGUCAUGAGAAGUCCUAGGACUCCUUCCUGCUAGGACAUGACAGCAAAUUGUUCUUCCUUUUCUUUUUCUAGACGUUGGGUUUUCUUAUUUUUUUUUUUAGAGAAAUGUACACCUAUUUUGCCUCCCUAUCUCACACGAGAUACAGCUGCACACCCAUGGGUAGUGUGAAAAAGAAGUUGCUGUAAGGAAGCCUCACCAUGGCAACAGACCAUGGACCCUUCUGUGCAAUCUUUACGCUUUUGUGUAAGAGGCAGUGACAGAGCUGGAAGAAGAACACAGGUCAGCCGAACCCUCUUCUGGGUUGUGCUGUCCCUCGUAAGUCAGUGUGGCUGUCCUGGUGUUAAAAUGCAUAGGUGAGCAUAAUGCAGACCUUUUGCCACAUUUCAUAUGAAUGUUGGUCUUUGUUAUGACAGAUACGAAGAAAAAGCACAGAAAGUAUCCCUAUCCACCUAUGAAUGUCCUAAUCUCCCAGUUAUUUGCAGUUCUCUACUCAGAAUGAGCCAAAUUCCUGAACCUGCAUUUCAGGAGCGCCGUGCUCCACUAGAUUUAGUUAGUACUGUUUGUAGCUUAAAUGGAGCUCUGUGUGAAUUGCUAAGCGUGAAUGCUGAAAUCUGUGAGAUUUAAGGAUUGGAUUGAGAGGCACAUAGCAGGCCUUUACUAAGACAAAAUUCUAUUGAUUAGCACUGGUUCUUUUUGCAAGUACAGAGUAUGAGCACUUGCCUACGUGUAAUCUCCCCGAAGAGUGACUUGUCCACCCAGUGCUCUCUCUAGUAAUUAGUUAGAGAUUGUUCAAGGUUGUAUUAUAACAACAGAGAACAUAAUUUUGACUGUACAGUGCCAAGGUUGGCCUUGUAGAUGGUGGUGGUUUUCUGAUUUUGUUUCUGGUUCACAGUAAACAUUCUCAACUAGAAAUUUCAAGAACAUACCUCUGACUUAGUGCUGGAUUUCUUUCCCUCCUUGUUCCCACACCACCAUUUUCUUCCUUAAUUUCUGUUAACUGCAGGAUAGCAUAAACAUAUGGUGCUUAAUUGUUAUGGUAUACGUAUGGUCACGUUUGGAGAGGAACUGUCAUAUAUAUUCAUAGCACAGAAAAAAAAACAACAUUAUCCUCAGAUAACAAAUUCAAUGCCUUUUUUUGUGCAAGGUGAUGUGCAGUAUGCCUUGAUCUUACGAGAAUUGUAAUGCAUCGACAUCUCUCAGCAGCACAUUUGAUUUGAUUGCAGUAAAGAAUGGCAGGAAUUCCAGAAUGUGCCUGUGAACGUGUUAAUCUCUUGUUCCCAGUAAGCAGCCAGGUUUCUGGUGACAUCCACACUCUACUGCUUAUUAUGUAAAGAAAAGCCAGUUCACCAAAAACUCUUGCCUUUAUAGACUCUUAAGGAAGUGACUAAAUACAGGACUCAGCCCUCUACUGCCUUAUCCCCUGUAGCAAUUCAUGCUUAUACCAGGAGUACUUAGCGUAGCUGGGAGGUGCUCUGAGAACAGCACGGAAGCAUUUGGCAUCAACUUCUGCAUCUCUGAGAUUUUGAUGACUGCAUAAAGACACGAAGCAGUCAGAGAGCAGGCCCAGGAGAUAACGGCGCUAACCCUAACCUUGUGCUGCCCUUGGAGCUCUUGAGGCCAAGGUUUCUCUGCAUUGCAGAGAAGUUGUCUUGAAAACUGCCCCUCUUCAUCCUCACAUGAAGAGUGCUGUAUGAAGGAGCAACCAGAAAUUAGGUUAAAAUACCAUACUGCAUAACACAUCAUACAACAGGCAGAAGUGGAGUUUAUCUGGUGUUAAUGACGUACUGUAUUAGCAGAAUACCAUCCCGUGUUACGUAAUGCACUGCAUUGUUUUGUUAGUAUGAAUUUCCUGUACUUUUAUGCCUGCUGAAAUGCAUGUUUGACCUAAUUUCUGAUCCAGCCAUUUACCUGCUUACGGCCUUGUGUAAGAGCAAUAAGGAAAACCUCAAGAUUUUUGUCUGCGUGUGUGGUGUGUAUGUUAAUUCCUUCUUUUUAACAGAAAUUCAAGAGAUGUUUUUGUUCUGGCUUUAGACUGUGACUCUCAUUUUAAAUUUGCAGCUGCCACGUCGUGUCGGAUCACCUUGCGUAUCUGCUGACUUAUACAGAGGAGAACUGAAUAGUUUGUUGUCAUGUGCAGUGUUAAAAAUGCUUCUCAAGUAUGUCAAUAGUCAUCCCGUGUUCCACGGUCCAAUUCCUGGCAUUGAAAAGUACUGCUAUAAACAGAGUUUGGAUCAGUUUUGUUCUUUUUUGUUUUUUUUUUUUAAAAGCAUCCUUGUCUUUAUAUGUUUUUUUCUGUGGAGACGUUUGGCAUUGUGUGAAAAUCAGUGAGUUCUGGGCUAAUUUUUUGUUGCCUGCUGUCCAGUAAGAAGUCAAAGUCACUGCUGAGUUUCACCAAACAAAAAAGAGACUGUGACUCCAGUGCUGUCUGAGCAGCCAAAAAUUAGACUGAAAGUAGUUGUGGGAAAUUACAAACGCACCUGCAUUUUUUAGAACAAAUUACUCUGUGAAUGUGUAUUUAAUGGCUUGUUUAGUGGGAAGAAUGUGUGCGUUGGGUUCCAACUUCUUUGUUAUCCCAGAAGGCCCUGACUUCCAUUUUUGGCUUCUGCUUUCCUGGCAAACAGACUUUAGGAUUCACUCUGUGAAAUUUGGUUCAGUGAAUUUUAAAAAUUCAAAAUAUGCAAUUUUGGUAUGUGGGAUUUCUUUUAGGAAAUUGUGCUCAGUAAUUCUUCAUGCUUAACCACGAUGUAAAGGAGUCUGAAUGUUUUGUGAACAUGGAGCAAUCAUGAGUCCAAAGUUUCAUCUUUAUUAAUGAAGCUCGGUCUGAAUAAAACAUUAGCAGGAAAAGAAUGAUAUUGAAUGAAUUAUGGUACCUCUGUUACUUUGCUAUCAAAGAGCGUGGAUGGGAAUUUGGCAGAGUUGCUGUUUUUUUACGAGGGGUUGGCUGAAAUUCGAUUCUUAGUGUUUUAAGGCAAAGCGUUAAGCGUGGGUUGUAGUAAAUGAUAAAAGGAUUUUCACAUUUAAUUACCAUGGAAUAUGAAAUUAGAGCUGAAGACUACUAAGCCAUGCAACAGAUUUUUCUAUCUGCUUAAUCAGAUGAUUUAAAAGUACUUAAGUACACUUCGUGCUCAUGGAAGUGAGGAGCUGUUGGCCUUGACUUGACAUGCAUUGCACUGUUGGGGACCUGGCUCUGCCCUCCCAGUCGUGGUAAUGCCAUGAGCCAUGAGCCCUGGGUCACUUCUGUCGUAGGUCUUCUGAAACAAGGGUGGCUGACUUUGGACUGGUUUUGGUACAUUCAUAAUGGAGCUAAAAUGAAAGAAAAAUAUUAAUACCCAAUUUCCUUAUCCUGGUUGCGCAUAUAGCGUGGCUUGAGAGUCGUCUUUUUCCAGACUUUUUCCGUGUUUGGAUGAGGACAAAGCAGGGAUGGAGGGAAGAAGAGAUUGCACGGGAACAAAUGAGUUCUGGUGUCAUCCAGGAGGCUGCUGAAAUAUCAGCUCGCCCUGGAGGCAACGUUUUUUUGCCUGAGCUUCAGCAGAGUGAGAUGGCCUGGCGAUGCUGUAGUGGAUUUACAGCAUGUUUUAGUGACCUUUCCCAUGCUGUUAUGCUGUCUGUGGGCUUGACAGCUGGGGCUGUUCUGUUCUUUCUCUUUGUCACUUUGCCUCUUGCAUGCUUGUGUCAACAAACAAAGCUGCUUGCUUCGUCCUCAAGUUGAAUGAUUUUGCAGAUGUUUCUGAAGUUGCCUUGAGCAUCUUUAAUGAAAAAAAUUACCUUCAAAUUUCAGUGAAAUUUAAGGCUUAAUAAAUGCAUUCUUGUUUUUCAAGUGUUUCCUAAUGCUUCAAUAAAUUUCUCAUUUUAGCUCUAAGUAAAUCCUAUAAUUUUUGUGCUAACCAGUUCCUAUACGUCUAAAGCAAUUCACAGAGACUAGAUUAGAUCCACAGCCAAAAAAAAAACAACUUCCUAUCCUUCCCACAAUCCCCUUCGGAUCUGCACAAGCCUGUUUUCCCCCUCCUCAUUUGUACCAUCCUGAGGCACCUAAGCAUGACAAUGAGAUGGAGACUUGUGGGAAUGUACUGAGACCCUGCAUGUAGGAGCAUGGGGAAGUGUGGCCAUGCUCAGGGGUGGAGGGUAAGCACACAGCACAUGCUCUUAUGUAAUAGAGGCCAAAAGGAUUAGAAAAAGGGCUCCAGGCACUUACUGCUCAGGAAGGUUGUGUACUUUACGGUGCUGAGAUAGAUGGCAUGAUAGCACAAAGUCCAGGUAUUGCUGCCUGGUUUUUGCAUGAGAUAAGCGCAGCUCCCUUUGAGCUGCCUUGUGCAAACAGACACCUUGUGCUGCUGCAUAGGACCAUUGCCUCCAAGUCAGGGUGUCACAGAACAGCUAGAAGCCUGGGUUUUUACUCCAGUAUGGGCUAUGAAUUCAUUUGGAGUUCAUUUUUAACACCUUUGUCAAGCACUCCUGAAAGCUUGAAGGCAGCAUAGAGGCUUGGCCUCAACAGGCUCAAGAGCAGGAAGAAAUGGCACAGAAGGAGAAGGGAAAUGAGCAGUCAAUUAGGUGGUCACCUGCAGAUUCAGAUCUGCGUGUACAAAACCAUCUAUCUUGGUUUUGAAACUCCAGAUUGCUUUUUUUCUUUCAAUACUUUGCAGAUGGGAAGCUGCCUAUUUCAGUAGUGUAGUUUUCCAUGUAACUGAGAAGCUUGAUGAGUGGGCAGGAAUACUUCAGGGUGCCGAUACGUUGCUGAAGCUCAGGACUCAGGUACAAGCUAAACAGAAGUUCAACAGGAAGAAGAUGGGAUAAAUAAAAGAAGCAAAUGAGUGAAUGUUCAGUGUGUGUGGAUCUGUUGCACUGUAGAAAAUAAAAGCUUGUUUUGUUUGCAUGUGUGUUGCCUGAUCCUAAGAAAAGCAGGUGGCCAUCUCCCACGAUAAAUCAUGAAGUUGGUAACAAAAGUUGUAAAUUCCAAACAGCUAAGGACAGGAUUUAUUGAACCUCUUAGGCCUGAGAAGGUGUAAACAAAAGAAGUGGCUAUUUUGUACUGCUGCUGUACUCAACUUAUGAGGCAUAAGGCAGGAGGAUCAGAUGAACAGUGUGUGACCUUCUGCUUUGGUUCUUGGGAUGGAGUAAAUAGAUAAAUUGAGAAAUUUAAACUUCUUGCUCAAGGUUACUGGUUCACCCAUCUUGAGAAUGACAAAAGGAUGUGUGUGUGCUGUCGCUGUGCUGAUCGGAUUUGGAAGCAUUGCCCCAUAGGCCCUGUGUGCACUGCCUAGACCUGAAGCAUUAGGGUUUGUGCAUGCUUAAGAGGGUAAGAAUGUGCCUCAAGAUCUGAAAAAGAGAAAAAAAAAAAGAA
Molecule: messenger RNA, 6983 nt
Organism: Meleagris gallopavo (turkey)
Lineage: Eukaryota; Metazoa; Chordata; Aves; Galliformes; Phasianidae
Source: RefSeq, a predicted model, not a curated record